AUGGCUUCAGCUCCACCGGCUGAGCCAGCACACGGCGGCGGCGGCGCUCCAGAUAACGUGCCUUCAGGGCCUCGAGGCGACGGCCACCGGGGUCGGGGACGCGGCGGACGUGGAAGGGGGCGCGGCAGAGGGAGGGGUCGAGGAGGAGGGGCGCACCACCAGAACACACAGAACACAGCACCACCAGCAGAACCCACCGCCGAAGAGCCGAAGCCACCACAGGUUGGGAAGAUCCUAAACUUCAAGGUCAAGAAUGACACACAGGAGGAGGGCGGCGAUGACGAGGUGGAGGUCUGCUUCAUCUGCGCCAACCCCAUCAUCCACCAGUCGGUCGCUCCCUGCAACCACAUCACAUGCCACCUAUGCGCUCUGCGCUUGAGGGCGCUGUACAAGAGCAAGGACUGCCCUCAUUGUCGGACACCCGCCCCGUUUGUCAUCUUCACCGACGACGGAACGAAGCGCUUCGAAGAGUACACCGACGCCGAGAUCACCAGCACCGAUAACAACAUUGGCAUCCGGUAUGCCGGCGAGGACAUUGUGGGCGACACCGUUCUGUUGCUCCGCUACAACUGCCCCGAUGCAGAGUGCGACUUUGCGGGCCUCGGCUGGCAGGACCUGCACCGCCACGUCAAGAGUGAACACCACAAGAAGAUGUGCGACCUAUGCACCCGCAACAAGAAAGUAUUUACGCACGAGCACGACAUGUUUGCCGACAAGGAGCUCACAGAACACAUGCGCCACGGCGACGACAAGCCCGGUGCCGUCGACCAGACCGGUUUCCGGGGACACCCGCUGUGCGGGUUUUGUGGUGCCCGUUUCUACGACAGCGACAAGCUGUACGAGCACUGCCGGGUCAAGCACGAACGGUGCUUCCUCUGCGACCGCCGCGACUCGCGCCAACCGCACUACUACCUAGACUACAACGCCCUCGAGGACCACUUCAAAAAGGACCACUUUAUGUGCUCGGACCGCGAAUGCCUAGAGAAGAAGUUUGUCGUGUUCGAGUCCGAAAUGGACCUUAAGGCCCACCAACUCAGCGAGCACGGUGGCUCGUUCGCGAAGGGAAGGGACGCCCGGACGGUCGACCUGUCCAACUUCGACUUGCGACAGAGAUACGAGCAGGACCGGAGGGGGGGGGGCAACCCGUGGAGGCGGGAUGAGCUCGCUUUUCCAGCGGCAGAUGCGCUCCAAACGGGACCAACACCAGCACGGCCUGCCGCUGGUCCGUCGCGGCCAACAGCCAGCAACGCGGCCCAAUCCCGGGUUCCGGCUGGCCAACCCAUCAUCGACGCCAUGGAAAACAUUAGCAUCACCGACCUCUCCACGCUCACCCCGGAACAACGCGCCAGUCUCACUCGGCACGGCGCCGUCAUCGAGCGCGCCGCCAACCUCCUCGGCAACGACAGCACCAGGAUGGCCACCUUCCGGACGCACAUCUCCACCUACAACCGCGGCUCCAUGACUCCCGAGCAACUCAUCACCGCCUUCUUCUCCCUCUUCUCCGAAACCUCCUCCACCGCCCUCGGCACCCUCGUCCGCGAGGUAGCCGACCUCUUCGACGACAAGACCAAAGCCGAAGCCCUGCGCCGCGCCUGGCAAAACUGGCGCGCCAUCAACGAGGACUACCCGUCCUUGCCCUCCCUCGACGGCAUGCACGGCGCCACCACCGCCACGACCGGCUGGGCUGCCGCCGCCUCCGCCAGCCGCGGCAACGCCAGCACCAACCGCAACAACACCCAAGCCGCCGCCGCCGCCGCAGCCGCGCACCUCCGCCACUCGACCCGCGUGCUCAAACUCAAGAACAGCACCCGCCGCGGCAGCAUCGGUUCCGUCAUGUCCGCCGCGUCCGGCGCCUCCUCCUCCACCCCGGCCUCCGCCUCCGCUUCCACUACCACCACGCCCAACCUCUCGUCCGUCCUCUCCCCACCCUCGCGCGGCCUCGCAUCAGCGGCCGCCUUCCCCGCCCUGCCGGGCCGCUCGCCGCAGACGAGCAGCCAGCCGAGUUGGAUUGGUGGGCCCGCGCCGAGGCAGACUGCUGCUUCCCCCUCUGUUGGUAGUGGUGGCGGAGGUGGAGGAGGGAGGAAGACUGGUGGUGGUGGUGGUGCGAGGGGGUUGUCGGGGGAGGACGCGUUCCCUGCGCUGCCGGCCGCACCGAAACCGCAGACGACGGCGUGUGGGUAUGGGCGCGGGGCGGUGAGGAGGGAUUUUGGGUUUGCGAGGGGCGGGGAGACGGGGUUUAGUUGGGGGGGGCAAGGAGGAGGGCAAGGACAAGGGGGGAGUGGGAGUGGGAGUGGAGCGGGGGGUGGUGGUGAGGAGGCGGAGGGAGGGGCGACUGGGAGUGGGAGUGGAGGUGGAGGUGGAGGGAAGAAGAAGAAUAAGAAGCAGGUUUUGGUGCAGUGGGGGUAG
Messenger RNA from Chaetomium globosum CBS 148.51, 2406 nucleotides. RefSeq lists its product as uncharacterized. Gene Ontology annotation, molecular function: ribosome binding; ubiquitin protein ligase activity. NCBI's taxonomy places the organism in Eukaryota, Fungi, Ascomycota, Sordariomycetes, Sordariales, Chaetomiaceae. The transcript has 3 exons. Gene Ontology annotation, biological process: protein ubiquitination; rescue of stalled cytosolic ribosome. Bases 1 to 2406 code for a protein of 801 amino acids. The record is from RefSeq and is a predicted model, not a curated record.